Molecule: messenger RNA, 1734 nt
Organism: Penicillium antarcticum
Lineage: Eukaryota; Fungi; Ascomycota; Eurotiomycetes; Eurotiales; Aspergillaceae
Product: sulfatase family protein
Exons: 5
Coding region: 1-1734 (577 amino acids)
Biological process (GO): phenol-containing compound metabolic process
Molecular function (GO): arylsulfatase activity; glycosaminoglycan binding; N-acetylglucosamine-6-sulfatase activity
Source: RefSeq, a predicted model, not a curated record
AUGCCGCUGAAGCUGGGAACUCUACUACUCGCGACCCUCGCUGUCGCUAAGCAACCCAAUAUCCUUUUCGUCCUAACCGAUGACCAGGGCAAGUAUGUCGGUGGACUGGAACACAUGCCCAAGCUACAGUCAGCCCUAGUCGAACAAGGCACCAGCUACUCCAAACACUUUUGCUCAAUCGCUCUCUGCUGUCCCUCCCGCGCCAACCUCUGGACAGGCCGCAUGCCACACAACACCAACGUAACAGAUGUGGAACUUCCCUACGGCGGCUACCAAAAAGUAGUCUCAGCAGGUUGGAACGACAACUACCUACCCCUCUGGAUGCAGGAAGCAGGCUACAACACCUACUACGUGGGCAAACUCUGGAACGCACACACAGAAGCCAACUACAACAAACCCUACGCACGCGGCUUCAACGGCUCAGACUUUCUCCUAGAUCCAUACACAUACAGAUACUGGUCCGCGCGCAUGGCCCGAAACGGCAACGUCCCAGUCAAAUACGACGGCAAUUACUCGACCGAUGUAAUCGCCGAAAAAGCAGCCGGAUUCAUCGACGAAGCUGUCAAGCAGGAUAGACCGUGGAUGUUGACCGUUGCACCGAAUGCGCCGCACUCGAAUGGAUCGCAUGAUUCGACUCGGGAUGCGAGUUGGUUCGGUGAGCCUGAGUUUGCGCCUCGACACGCGUAUCUCUUUAAGGAUAUCAAGGCGCCGCGAGACGAGAGUUUCAAUACGCUUAUUGAGAAUGCUGUUAGCUGGGUUGAUAAUGUGCCUGAGCUGAAUCAGACACAUAUUGAUUAUAUUGAUGAGUUCCAGCGGUGUCGGUUGCGCGCGUUGCAGGCUGUUGAUGAUAUGAUUGGGGACUUGAUUGGGAAGUUGGAUAACCUGGGGGAGUUGGAUAAUACUUAUAUCUUCUUUUCGACGGAUAAUGGGUAUCAUCUUGGGCAGCAUCGAAUGCAGCCGGGGAAAAACUGUGGUUAUGAAACUGACAUUAACGUCCCUCUGAUCGUACGUGGACCUGGUAUCGGCAAAAACCAGACAUUGGAUGCUAUUACAAGUCACACAGACCUUGCGCCUACAUUCUUGUCUCUGGCUGGUGCGACGAGAGAGGGCCUGGAUGGGAAGAAGAUUCCCACGACUGUUGCGGCCAGCACGGCGGAUAACAGGACUGAACAUGUUGCCAUUGAGUACUGGGGAAUCGCUGUCCCUGAAGGAAUCUAUGGAUAUGCCAGUGACAAACCCCAGCAACCUCAUAACACCUACGAGAACAACACCUACAAAGCCAUCAGACUCCACUCCGAUAACUAUAGUAUAUACUACUCUGUAUGGUGUUCCAACGAGAAAGAAUUCUUCGACCUAAAGGGCGACCCCCACCAAACCAAAAAUCUAGGAACACACCCUGCAAAACAAAGCUACACAAUCGCAAACCGCAAACUCCCCCAAAUCCUCAACCGCCUCGAUACCCUCAUGCUAGUCCUGAAAUCGUGCGAAGGUGACGCCUGCCGCUACCCUUGGCGCCAGCUACAUCCAGCAGGCAAGGUCAACAGUCUGGCAGAUGCACUAGAUUCCGGCUUUGACACGUUCUACGAGAAUCAGCCCAAGGUUUCGUUCUCGUCUUGUGAGAAGGGCUAUAUUAUUUCUGCCGAGGGCCCGCAGAAGCAUCAUGUUUACGGGGCUACGAAUGCUGGGAAGAGGAGUUGGGGUUGGCGGUGGGAGGAUGUUUUUGGGGGAUGGUAG